Messenger RNA from Caenorhabditis angaria, 1586 nucleotides. Lineage: Eukaryota; Metazoa; Nematoda; Chromadorea; Rhabditida; Rhabditidae. The record is from the annotation of a GenBank genome assembly.
AUGGCAAGUGUGAGUUUCACCUUAUAUUUUUCUUUAUUUUUUGUUUGAAUAUUUAUUUUGUUUGUUUCAGUUUUUCAUCCUUUCACUUCUUGCUAGCCCAGCGCUCGCUUGUCUUCCAGGCCUUCCAGGUCUUGGAGGAGGUGGUGGUUGCUGUCAACCAUCCGCUCCAGCUUGCGCCAACCCAUGUGGUGGUCCACCAGCAGCUGCUGGAUAUGCCGCCCCAGCCGCUGGAUAUCCACGUCCACCAAUCGGAUAUGCUGCCCCACCACAACCAGCAAUUGGAGGAUAUGCCGCCCCACCCCCACCCCCACCAGCCCCAAUCAACGCUUAUGGAGCUUCAUACGAUGCACCACAUAUUCAAACCCCAGCCGGAGGAUAUGCCGCAGGACCAUCGCCAGCUAUUCCAGCAGGAGGAUACAACGCAGGACCAGCUCCAAUUGCUCCAGCCGGAGGAUAUAAUGCAGGACCAGCUAUUCCAGCAGGAGGUUACAAUGCCGGACCAGCCCCAGUUGCCCCAGUUAUCGGAGGAUACAAUCAAGGACCAGCUCCAGUAAUUCCAGGAGUUGCCCCAAUUGCCCCAGUUGUUGGAGGAUAUAACCAAGGACCAGCUGCAGUUCACGUCGAAGAAACCGUUGUCACAUCAAAUGGAGGAGCCACAGCCGCCGCUGGAGGAGGUUACGGAGAUGAACCAAUCGUUCCAACCGAACAAACCAACACUGUUGUUGAAGAAACCAUUGUCACCGAAGCCCCAGCCCCAGCUGCCUCAUCUGCCACAUACGAAAACGUUCAACCAGAAAUUGUCGAAGAAACCACCGCUGCCGUUAUUGAGGAAGAAGUUGUUGAAGAAGUUGUCACCGCCGCUACCGAGCCAGCUCCAGUUGAAGAAGUCACCGAAAUCAUCACCGAAGUUAUUGAAGAAGUUGUUCCAGAGGUUGUUACUGAAGCACAAACUGAAGCACCAAUUGCACCAAUCGAAACUGAAGCCCCAUCUGUCACUGAAUACGCUAUUCAACCAAGCACUGCUGCACCAGUUGCACCACAAGAAGUUGUUGAGGUAAUUGAAGUUGAACAAGGUGGAGAGGAAGAAGAGGAAGAAGAGGAAGAAGUCACACCAGUGGCUGUCGCCUCAUCUGCUUCUUAUGAAGAGCAUGUUGAAGAAGUUGUCACAUUCGCACCACAACCAGCCACUGAAUAUAUCCCAGAGGCUACACAAGCACCACAAGUUGUUACUGAAACCGCACCAGAAAUUGCACCAGCACCAAUUUAUACUGUAAGAAUAGACUAACACACUUCUAGUUUUUAUUUUUCUAAUCUUGCACGUGGCUUCAGUUUCAUUUUUGACAUCAUAACACUAUAAAUUUCAGGAAGAGAAACCAGGAUACGAACAAACUGCCCCAGCCGCUGAAACCAAAGAAGCUUCAUACGACGAUGAAGCUCCAGAAGAGGAAGUCGCUGCUCCAGAACCAGCCGCAGGAUAUCAAGCACCAGUAAGACAUCCUACUUUCAAAACAUUCCUUAAUUUUUAUACUUUUCAGACUGAAGCUCCAGCCCCAGUCAAACCAGCUGACAGCUACAGAACUCACUAA